Molecule: messenger RNA, 1032 nt
Organism: Drechmeria coniospora
Lineage: Eukaryota; Fungi; Ascomycota; Sordariomycetes; Hypocreales; Ophiocordycipitaceae
Exons: 1
Coding region: 1-1032 (343 amino acids)
Biological process (GO): protein deubiquitination
Molecular function (GO): cysteine-type deubiquitinase activity
Source: RefSeq, a predicted model, not a curated record
AUGGAGGGCGAGACGUUGGACCACCUCCAGGCGCGGCACCGCAAGGAGCUCAAGGAGCUGCAGGGUCGCAUCACCAGCAAGAAGAAGAACGCGACGAAGAAGACGCGCAAGGGCGUCAACGACGAGUGUGCCGAGAUGGAACGCCGGCUGCGCGAGAAGCAGGCGGCAGAAAUCGCCGCCGAAGUUGGCGAGACGACUGAGGGCGCCGAGGACCCGUUGGCCGACGAAGCCGACGCCGAGAGGGGUACCCAAAGGGCGGAAGAUGAGACGGCCGAGAGGCGGACGGAGAAGCUGUCCCUGCGCGACGGCAACGGUGCCGCUGACGCCAACCGCAACCUCGACGCCGGCGCCCCCUCCCCCCGCCAGCCGCCGGUCAAGAGAAAUCGGCAAAAGGAGCGGCUCGCGCGCCGGGCGGCCGAGCAGGAGGCGGCGGCCGAGCGUGCCGAGCAGGAGGCCUCGUCCAUGACGGAUCACCGCGCCCGCGAGGGCGAGUUCAUGAAGAGCACCUUUGCCGCCUACAGCCUCGUCGAGGAGGAGGUGGCGCCCGACGGACACUGCCUCUUCGCCGCCGUCGCCGACCAGCUGGGCCGGAACGACAUACCCCUCCUCGACGGCCCCGCCUCCCUCUCGGCCGGGGAGCCGGCCUACAGGCUCGUCCGGAGGGCCGCCGCCGCCUACAUGGAGGAGCACGCCGACGACUUUGCCCCCUUCCUCGACGAGGACCUCGCCGCCUACGUCGCCAAGAUGCGGGACACGGCCGAGUGGGGUGGCCAGCUCGAGCUCACGGCGCUCGCGAGACGCUACGGCGCCGAGAUUCGCGUCGUCCAGGACGGCCGCCUCGAGACCAUCGGCGACGAGGGCGCGCCGCCGCCAAGGAAGACGCUGUGGUUGGCCUACUACAGACACGGCUACGGCCUCGGGGAGCACUACAACUCGUUGCGCCCGACGGCCGCGACGACGGCGGGGAAGACUCCGGAGAAGACGGUGGGCAAGACGGUGGGCGAGACGGUGGGCAAGACAGUAGUAGGGUAA